Molecule: messenger RNA, 2905 nt
Organism: Hyla sarda
Lineage: Eukaryota; Metazoa; Chordata; Amphibia; Anura; Hylidae
Product: oocyte zinc finger protein XlCOF7.1-like
Exons: 7
Coding region: 188-1816 (542 amino acids)
Biological process (GO): regulation of transcription by RNA polymerase II
Molecular function (GO): RNA polymerase II cis-regulatory region sequence-specific DNA binding; DNA-binding transcription factor activity
Source: RefSeq, a predicted model, not a curated record
AUCCCCCCAACAGCGUUCUGAUUGGCCAGAGGUCUAAUGGCGGGAAAAGUUCUUUCCUUAAAUAGAUGAGGUGAUUGAUGGAUCAUUCCAGUCUCCCUUAUAAUAAUGGGGCUCACUAUGGGGCUACACAGGACUUUCCCCUCCAGCUGAUCCAGUUGUCUCCUCUUCUCCUGAAUGACCCCCAAGGAUGGACAAGGACAGGAAUGAGACGACUAAGAGAAUAUUACACUUCACCUUGGAGAUCCUCCACCUGCUGACCGGAGAGGAUUACACCAUAGUGAAGAAGACAUGGGGGGAGUGUGUGGCCCCCAGAAGCCAUCUCCAGGAGUCAGGAGGACAGAGCAGGGCCCGGGGCCCCAUCAUGGAGCCUCCACCUCACUCACUGAUACAUGAGGAGAAGAUCCUAGAACUCAUCCACAGGAUCACUGAGCUGCUGACUGGAGAGGUUCUUAUAAGGUGUCAGGAUGUGGCGGUCUAUUUCUCCAUGGAGGAAUGGGAGUAUGUAGAAGGACACAAGGAUCUGUACCAGGACAUAGUCAUGAUGGAGGAUCACCGACCCCUCACAUCACACGAUGGAGUCAUUGAUAGAAAUCCACCCGAGAGGUGUCCCUGCCCUCUGUAUUCCCAGGACUGUCCAGAGGGAAAUGUCCCAGAGAAGCAUCAGGGGGGAGAUCUGACUAAUAAUAAAGUGGAGGAUGAAGAAGAGAGGAUGAGCGGCCAUCACCCGUGUAUGAGGGAAGUGAAGGAGGAAAUUCCAGGAGGUGUUACCCCAGGAAAUUUCAAUAACAUUAAGGAAAAUGUCAUAUCUGUGAGUGAUAAAGGAGAAGAUGGAGAGAUCAUGGACCGCUCCUCAGGAGAAGAUGGAGAGAUCAUGGAGCGCUCCUCAGGAGAAGAUGGAGAGAUCAUGGAGCGCUUCUCAGGAGAAGAUGGAGAGAUCAUGGAGCGCUUCUCAGGAGAAGAUGGAGAGAUCAUGGAGCGCUCCUCAGGAGAAGAUGGAGAGAUCAUGGAGCGCUCCUCAGGAGAAGACCUCCUUACCCCUAAUGUCCAUCCAGAUCUAUCAUAUAAUAAUCCCCCUGAUCAUGGGGAACUUUCUCCUGACCAACCACACAUUGUUAUCAUAGAAACAGAUCAGAAUGGCGGGACAGGUUUUCACUGUGAUGAAUGUGGGAAAUAUUUCAGAAAUAUUUUAGGUCUCUUUAAACACAAAAAAAGUCAUGAAAGAAUAAAGCCAUAUCCGUGUUUAGAAUGUGGGAAAUGUUUUACAGAUAAAUCAACUCUUGUUAGACAUGCGAGAAUUCACACAGGAGAGAAGCCGUAUUCAUGUUCAGAAUGUGGGAAACGUUUUACAGAUAAAUCGGCACUCAUUACACACAGGAGAAUUCACACAGGAGAAAAUCCAUAUUCAUGUUUAGAAUGUGGGAAAUGCUGUUUAACGCAAUCACAUCUUGUUAUACACGAGAGAAGUCACACAGGAGAGAGGCCAUAUUCAUGCUCCACUUGUGGGAAAAGUUAUACACAGAAAUCACAUCUUGUUACUCAUGAGAAAAGUCACACAGGAGAGAAGCCGUAUCCAUGCUCAGAAUGUGGGAAAUGCUUUUCAUAUAAAUCGCACCUUGUUACACACGUGAGGCUUCAUACAGGAGAGAUGCCAUUUUCAUGUUCGGAAUGUGGGAAAUGUUUUUCUGAUAAAGCAAAUUAUGGUAAGCAUAUGAGAAGCCACACAGGUGUGAAACCGUAUUCAUGUUCAGAAUGUGGGAAAUGCUUUAUGAAAAAAACUAAUCUUGUUAAACAUGAGAGAAGUCAUACAGGGGAUUAGCUGUAUUUGUGUUCAGGAUGUGGGAAAUGUUUUGCAGGAAAAAAAAUCUGAUCUUGUUAGACAUGAGAAGUCAUACAGGAGAGAAGCCAAAUUGUAAAAUAAACGGGAAGGUCCUGCUCCAAGCCCUUGUCUCGGAAGAAGAGAAAAGUUUGCGGGACUAUUCUAAGCCGAAUUGGAGCUCCAGUACUCACAAUCUAUACUUAGCACAUUUAUACAGUGAGGAUGGAAACUGGAGGAAACCCACACACAAGCUCCAUAUAGAUGUUACCCCGCUUGGAUGUGAGUCCAGGGCCCCAGCGCUACAACAUUCUUUUUCCAUGUUGAGCUCUCAAUGUUUAUUCUUCAGUCAUUCAAUAUAUAAAGAUAAAGGUUGAUGGAAUCAAUAAGCAUUAACACAUUAAUAAAAAGGGAUUAAAUUCCCAGAGGCUCCUUGAUAUAACGUUGUAAAAAAAAAUAAAACAAAAAAAGGUAAAUUUUAUGGAAUUCAGUUAAUUUCUGCAUUGAUUAUUAGAAAAGAAACAGAAAGUUCUAUCUGCAGCCAAUGGACUCUCAACCUUCAAAAAAACAAAAAAUACAAAGUGCCAUGAAAAUGUAGCUCCCAACGUGUUUCUGUUGUUUGUAAAUACAGCAUCUUCAGGGGGAAAACUGGUUUGUUAUAGUGAAUACAGAUUUUCAAUAUAGUUGCUAGAUAGGUACCGGGAAAGAAGUAAUAUACUGCACAAAUAAAUGCACCAAUGUGCCGCAUAUGACAAGUUUCUGUUUAGCACCAGCACAUAAUAACCAUGCAGAAUCUAAGAAUGAGCAACCAGUUUCUCCCCUGAAGACGUAUUUACUAACAGAAACACGUUGGAAUCUACAGUGAAUUGAUUUAAGGUCGUCUGGUGGUGCGUCACACGGACACCCAAAUCAGCGUAAGAAUUUUGACAACUGUUGUGUAUGACCGCAGGUUGUGUGCCAGCGUCAGAUUUUCACGUUCUUUGAGUUUUAUUCUUUAAGUGUUAUUCUUUUUAUAUGUAAACCAAUUAAGUUACGUUUUAUACUUCUAUUUGAUAUUUUUGGAUUUUGCAUUGACCACUAAUAAAAUGUGGA